Molecule: messenger RNA, 1626 nt
Organism: Geosmithia morbida
Lineage: Eukaryota; Fungi; Ascomycota; Sordariomycetes; Hypocreales; Bionectriaceae
Product: heme o synthase
Exons: 1
Coding region: 1-1626 (541 amino acids)
Biological process (GO): heme biosynthetic process
Cellular component (GO): mitochondrion; mitochondrial membrane
Molecular function (GO): protoheme IX farnesyltransferase activity
Source: RefSeq, a predicted model, not a curated record
AUGCCGCCUUCACGGAUUUUCGGGGCUCGCCCUGGGCCGACGACAGCAGAGCUGCGAUGGCUGCUCACCCACCAGCAGAAGCACCACCAACACCAGCACCAGCACCAAUACCAGUCUGUAUUCCUCUGGAAACAGCAGAAGCAGCAGCGAAGAUGGAUGGCCUCGGCCAUGGGGGCCCUCAGGGUCUCUCAUCAGCCCGUCGUGCAACCCACCUCCGCCGCUGCUAGGAGCUCUUUCUUCUUCUCGAACCGCCUCUGUGAGCGGUCGACAUGCCUCGAAUCAAUCAUACGCGACACACGAGCCCGACCAAGCUCAACUUCAUCUUCGGCCAUUGCGCCCACUAGUGCUGCCUCUGACUCUGCCGCUGCCACCAGCAGUAGCAAUCCCCCCUCUUCCGUACAGUCGAUGGAUAAACUUCCUCCCCACCGACGGCGGCAAGCUCGGAAGCGAGAGUCCGAAUCCUCCAAAGGGGAUCCCUCCUCCCUACCUCCCGAUGCCUCGUCUAUAUUGGCCGCGCAUGCGGCCGCUGCCCCUUCAACCUCUCUCCGCCGUACCCUGUCAUCUUGCCUCUCUCUGUCCAAGCCGAGACUGACGGUGCUCGUGGUUCUGACGGCCAUGGUGCCCUACGCGCUGUACCCGGUACCCGAGAUGCUGCACCCCAGCAUGACGGAGACUCCCAGCCUCAGCCCCCUAACGCUCCUCUUCUUGACGACGGGUACGGCCUUGUGUUCGGCCAGCGCCAACGCCCUUAACAUGCUAUACGAACCGUCAACAGAUGCGCGGAUGACGCGCACCCGUAACCGACCACUCGUCCGCAACCUCCUUUCCCGCCGCGCCGCCGUCCUCUUUGCCGUACUCGCUGGUGCCGCCGGCGUUAGUGGCCUGUACUUUGGCGUCAACCCGACCGUCUCAGGUCUAGGCCUGGCCAACAUUGUUUUGUACGCGGGUAUAUAUACCCCUCUCAAGGCCGUGACAGUCCUCAACACGUGGAUUGGCGCUCUGGUUGGUGGUAUCCCUCCCCUGAUGGGCUGGGCCGCUGCAGCCGGCGAAACGGCGACGCGCGACGGAUCAUGGCGCGAGCUUCUCUUUGCUAGCGAUGGCUCCUCGAUCGGCGGAUGGCUCAUGGCUAUCCUCCUAUUCUCGUGGCAGUUUCCCCACUUUAUGUCUCUCAGCUGGGGAAUUCGCGAGGAGUACAAGGCUGCUGGUCUGCGCAUGCUGGCCUGGACCAAUCCUGCGCGCAACGCCCGUGUCGCCUUGCGUUAUAGUCUUAUUUUCCCGCCUUUGUGUGUCGCCUUAUGUGCCGCCGGUGUCACCUCGUGGGGCUUCGCCGCCACCAGUCUUCCCGUCAAUGUUUGGCUCAUCCGUGAGGCAGUACAGUUCUGGCGUAAGGAGGGCCACGGAGGAUCUGCGAGGGGUCUCUUCUGGGCUAGCGUGUGGCAUCUCCCCGGCGUCAUGAUCCUGUCCCUCUUGCAUAAGAAGGGCAUGUGGACUCGUGCUUGGCGCAGUAUCACUGGUGCCGAUGACGAUGUCUGGGAUGACGAGGAUGAGUUGCAGGAGAUUGCCCAGAUGGAGGCACCUCAGCCCGUUUCACCGCAGCAGAAAAAGUCAUCGUCUGGAUCGUGGUGA